AUGGCUCGCAAUACCAUGAAAAUGAUUCUUAACGACUUUGACGGUGAUGACGAAUUGCAGGUAAUAAUGAUAGUUGCAAUGGAAGAAGAGCGACUCAAUAGAGAAAGAUGUUCGAGAAGACGUAGUGGUUCCAUUGAAGGCCAUGCAGUUAUUUAUCACGAUCGAGUUCAAGGCCAUGAGAGACUUUAUCAAGACUACUUCUCAGAAACAGCUAUAUAUCCUGCCCAUUUAUUCAGGAGGAGAUUCCGGAUGAAUCGAUCUCUCUUUCUUCAUAUUCUAUCUACAGUGGAAGCAUACGAUCCAUAUUUUGUCCAGAAAACAGAUGCUGUUGGAAUCAUUGCUGCUAUGAGAAUGCUCGCUUAUGGAGUAGCAGCAGAUUCGGUGGAUGAUUAUGUGAGAAUUGGUGAAAGCACCGCCAUAGAGAAUCUAAAACACUUUGUUAAGGCGGUGGUUGCAAUGUUUUCUGAGACGUACUUGAGGAGCCCUAACAACGAUGAUAUUUCAAGAUUAUUAGCGAUGGGAAGCAAUCGCGAGUUUCCUGGUCGUGCUCCUCCAGUCAAUUACUCAAUCAAUGGAAAUGAUUAUACAAUGGGAUACUAUCGUGCCGAUGGUAUAUAUCUGCAAUGGGCAACAUUUGUCAAAACAAUCUCAUCUCCACAAGGGAAUAAGCAAAUGUAUUUUGCAAAAGCUCAAGAAUCGGCAAGGAAGGAUGUUGAGUGA
Molecule: messenger RNA, 720 nt
Organism: Camellia sinensis
Lineage: Eukaryota; Viridiplantae; Streptophyta; Magnoliopsida; Ericales; Theaceae
Source: RefSeq, a predicted model, not a curated record